This is a messenger RNA of Purpureocillium takamizusanense, 378 nucleotides long. RefSeq lists its product as uncharacterized. The record is from RefSeq and is a predicted model, not a curated record. NCBI's taxonomy places the organism in Eukaryota, Fungi, Ascomycota, Sordariomycetes, Hypocreales, Ophiocordycipitaceae. The transcript is spliced from 4 exons. Bases 1 to 378 code for a protein of 125 amino acids.
AUGUCCCUCGGCGCUGCUCGGGCCAUGGCCAGCAGGCGCACACUAACAACCGGUCCCAAGAAGGAGUUUCUCUGCAUCAUGCCAGACCGACCCAAUGUGUCCGAACUGCGUAAAAGCGUCAAAGGAGCACACUACGAGGGCAUCAAGCCCCUCAUUUCAUCUGGACGGCUCGUCGCGGGCGGUGCAAUGGUCGAGUCGCACCCGGCUAAAGAUGAGCUUCCCGGUUUCAAGGGCAGCGCUGUCGUGUACACGGGCGACAGUGUCGAGGAAGUGCGCAAGAUUAUCCACAACGACGUGUACGCAACGAGCGGCGUCUGGGACUUGGAGAAGACGCAGAUUAUACCCUAUAUUCCCGCAGUGCGAGCAGCCAUGUCGUGA